GGCAUGGCGCUGAGGGCGCUGCCGCUGCUGCUGCUGCUGCUGGCGGCGGGCGCGCUGGGCAAGCCCAUGGCGCGGCCGGAGCGGGCCCGGCCCGGAGCCGCGCCGCACGAGGACCGGCCCGGCUUCCAGUACGACCACGAGGCCUUCCUGGGCAAGGAGGAGGCGCGGAGCUUCGACCAGCUCAGCCCGGAGGAGAGCCGGGAGCGCCUGGGGAAGAUUGUGGAUAGAAUAGAUGACAACAAAGACGGCUAUAUCACAACAGAGGAAUUAAAAACCUGGAUUAAACGAGUACAGAAACGCUACAUCUAUGAAAAUGUGGCUAAAGUUUGGAAAGACUAUGAUUUAAACAAGGAUGAUAAAAUUGCCUGGGAAGAAUACAAACAAGCCACAUAUGGUUAUUAUCUAGAAAAUCCAGAAGAAUUCCAAGAUGCAACUGAUCAGCACAGUUUUAAGAAAAUGCUGCCCAGAGAUGAAAGACGAUUCAAAGCUGCAGAUCUGGAUGGGGACUUGGCUGCCACUCGUGAAGAGUUCACUGCUUUCCUGCACCCAGAGGAGUUUGAGCACAUGAAAAACAUUGUUGUCUUAGAAACCUUAGAAGACAUAGACAAAAACGAGGAUGGUUUCGUGGAUCAAGAUGAAUACAUUGCUGAUAUGUUUGCAAAUGAAGAGGGUGGACCAGAGCCUGACUGGGUGAUUACAGAGCGUGAGCAGUUUUCAGAUUUUCGUGAUCUCAACAAGGAUGGAAAGAUGGACAAAGAUGAGAUCCAGCACUGGAUCCUCCCCCAGGACUAUGACCAUGCCCUAGCUGAAGCCAGGCACUUAGUCUAUGAAUCUGAUGUAGACAAGGAUGAAAAACUAACAAAAGAGGAAGUUCUAGACAACUGGAAUAUGUUUGUUGGAAGUCAAGCUACCAAUUAUGGGGAGGAUCUCACGAGAAACCAUGAUGAACUAUGAUACAGUGUCCCAGCCAGUGUGCCAGACAUCUUUCCUCCACUUUACUGAAAUCACCGUGUCCAUUCCCUCCUGGAGGGAAGAUGGGCAGCAGACACUCACAACUGAAUGACUUGCAUUAAUAUUAUUUUUAACAUGCCAGCUUAUUACCUCAGAAUCAAUGUAGAAAUAGCUUUUUUACUCUUUUCACAUGGUUAAAUUUGGUAUGUAGUUACUACAGUUUUAUUUUUGAAAAAAUAAGGUAAAUUUUCAGAAUAGGUUAGAGCCUGACAUGGAAAAGGAACUUCUAAAAACAUUGCAAAAAUCUUUUGUAUCCAAGUAUUUUCUUCAAAUACCCACUUUCACCACAGUGAAAUGCACCUAGGAUUAGAACCCUAAUGUUUAAACAGACUUAAGUUAUUUAGUUGUCUUUUCUAAUAGCAUGUAACAGUUUAGAGGUAACCCUUUGAGCCUCCUACCCAGAGAAGGGUUUGAUACCUGCUUUGUCUCCAGGCAGUUUCUGUGUGCCAGUUGGGUCAGUGCUGCUGCAGGAGUUUCCAGCAGCUCCCCAGCUCCUGCUUCAGUGUGCAAAUGCACAAGUGGUCCUUGUCCCUGACCCUGGCAUUUCCAGCCAGGGAUGCAGAGCCCAGCCUGGCAGCUGCUCCUUCCACAACCCUUGGCCCUGCUGCUUCCUGGGAGGAACUGUGCCACAUGGAGCAUAAUUUAUCUCCUGCUUUUCACACUUCACCCCAGCCCUACUCUUGUUCAUGCUGUGUGAAUGGCAGCAGUUCUGUGAUGGAGAAAGAAUGAGACAUAUCACCCCUCUGGGCCUUCUGUCUCCUCUGCCACUACGAGGACAGAUUCUUGUGCCUGAAGUUCUGGGUUUGUGUGUAUAUACCUUUAAGUACAUGUUACUGAAACAACUCUAAAGACAGCUCUCCUUCCAAAAAAGGGGGGAAGCUUUCCACACAGGUGCUUUCUUUCUUACUGUAUAAUGUGAGUUGUUACAUGUAUAUUUUUAUAUAAACAACUUCUCUAAGGUUUUGAUUGUUUUUAACUGUACUGGUUUUAAAAUAAGGACAAUAAAACCAAUACUUCUUUUUGAUACUGUGAAGGUGCAAUAACACUAACACAGAUUAGCAGAGAGGUGAUGUGAAAACAUAAACCAAGCCUCUAAGGCCAGUAGUUACCAAAGCACUGGGAUGGUCAUUUCCAAAAGCAUCUGGACAUAAAGCCCCAACUGUUCUUUGUUGCCUCAUUAAAUAAAAAGAAAAGCCAAAAAGAAGUGUAGUAUGCAUAGCCAGAAUAACCAGAAUUUGUUCUGGACACUAAUACUGGGAGAUAGGACUCCACAGAAGCAUUCUCUGGGAGGUUCCUGGAAGGUUUGGUGUAAAGCAUCACACCCUGGUCCCGUAACCAUCCAGAGGGGACCUUUGAGACUCUGAGAUGUUCCUGCAGUUCAACACGUUUGUGAAAAUCAUCGGGAGACAGGGCAGAACUGUGACCUCUGUAAACAGUAUCAUUUUUAUAAGGUCAUACAAGAACAGUGGUGGAAUAUUUUACAUCUUACAGUUGAAGAUAAUGAAAUGUAAAUUGCUGAGUCUGAUAGAGAUUACAUGUCACUACUGCUAAGUAGUGGUACCACUAAGCUUUUGGGGUGCACGUCUCGUGACAUUGCCAGCAAUGUCUCUGAAAAAUCCCCACCUCGCCCACUUAUGGCUAACAUACAGUAGGGCAAAUGUCAUAAAAGUGAACUAGUUUUGCUUUUACAGUACCCUCAAGUUAAAUAAGAGCCUAAAUGCCAUGUUAUCUGGGAAGCAAUAAAAUUGUAUCUUGGCACAUGUAAA
Messenger RNA from Lonchura striata (white-rumped munia), 2777 nucleotides. RefSeq names its product reticulocalbin 1 (gene RCN1). Lineage: Eukaryota; Metazoa; Chordata; Aves; Passeriformes; Estrildidae. Gene Ontology annotation, cellular component: endoplasmic reticulum. Gene Ontology annotation, molecular function: calcium ion binding. The record is from RefSeq and is a predicted model, not a curated record.